UAGCUCUAUACCUCAUUCUAUACACAUAUCAAAAGAGAGAUCACAGUUAAAGAUGGCUUUCCAAGUUACAAUUAGGACGAAGUCCCUUUUCUUCACCAUCCUAGGCUUAGCAUUUGUAGCCCAAAUUGCAAUAGCUCAAGACUGCGGGUGUGCCGCAGGCCUGUGUUGCAGCGAAUUUGGUUACUGUGGCACCGGCGAUGCCUAUUGCGGCAAGGGUUGUAAAGAAGGUCCUUGUACUACCACCCCCACACCGACACCAACUACUAACGGUGGCUCGGUGGCAGAUAUUGUGACCACUGACUUCUUUAACGGGAUUAUUAAUCAGGCUGGUGCUGACUGUGCCGGAAAGAGCUUCUACACCAGACAGGCUUUUCUCGAUGCCCUCGGUUCUUAUGGUGAUUUCGGUACCACCGGUUCCGCUGAUGACAAUAAGCGGGAAGUUGCAGCGCUGUUUGCUCACGUCACGCAUGAGACUGGCCAUUUUUGCUACAUAGAAGAGAUAAAGAAGGACAUCUACUGCGACACGAGUAAAACAGAGUACCCAUGCAACCCCAACAAGCAGUACUACGGGCGUGGACCACUCCAGCUCACCUGGAACUACAAUUACGGAGCUGCCGGAAGUGCCAUUGGCUUUGACGGCCUGAACUCCCCCGAAACGGUGGCUACAGACCCCGUGGUGGCGUUCAAAACGGGCUUGUGGUUUUGGAUGACCAAUGUGCACUCCGUUAUAGGCCAAGGAUUCGGAGCCACAACUCGAGCCAUCAACGGUGACGUGGAAUGUGAUGGCAAAGCUCCGGACAAAGUUCAAGCUCGCGUCAACUAUUAUAAUGACUACUGCACCCAACUUAAUGUUUCUCCGGGUGACAAUCUCUAUUGCUAAACAUGUUAACUAAUUAAUUGUGGAAUAAAUUAAUAAAAGUGCAGCUAGCCUAAAAAAACAUAUAACAUCAAUCUCUUCUCUCUCAAAAAUGAUAUGUACUGAUAUAUCAUGCAUGGUAUAGCCAUGAAAGGAGAGGACUACCUCCUAUUCUGUAGUCCACGUAUUCUUUUUUUAUAAGAUAAUAAAAUAAAGAGAGCUCGAAUUGGUACGCUUGAUUGAAAUUAGAAAUUUAU
Messenger RNA from Rosa rugosa (rugosa rose), 1113 nucleotides. RefSeq names its product endochitinase EP3-like. NCBI's taxonomy places the organism in Eukaryota, Viridiplantae, Streptophyta, Magnoliopsida, Rosales, Rosaceae. Gene Ontology annotation, molecular function: chitin binding; chitinase activity. The transcript is spliced from 2 exons. Gene Ontology annotation, biological process: carbohydrate metabolic process; cell wall macromolecule catabolic process; chitin catabolic process. The coding region runs from base 53 to 880 and encodes 275 amino acids. The record is from RefSeq and is a predicted model, not a curated record.